Molecule: messenger RNA, 636 nt
Organism: Rotaria sp. Silwood1
Lineage: Eukaryota; Metazoa; Rotifera; Eurotatoria; Philodinida; Philodinidae
Source: the annotation of a GenBank genome assembly
AUGAAUGUUAUUAUCCCAAUUGUUUACAGAUAUGAAAAAGAGUUGGCUGCGACUCAAUUGAGUAGCGUACGCAAAAGUGUGGCGUACGGUCUUUAUCUGGGCUGGGGCUAUUUCACAACAUAUAUAAUCUAUGCAAUUGGUUUUAUUUGUGGUCUAUUACUUAUACAUCAUGUAGAACGUCACAAAAUCUCUGUAAGUGAUGUCAUUGUGGCAUUUUCGGAAGCACGAGCUGCAGCAAUUGAAACGUUUCGCAUCAUUGAUGAGAAAUCCGAAGCAAAUAUCAAUGAAGAUGAGAUAUGGGACGCUAAGGAAUCAAAGCAAGAAGAUAUUGAUAUUAACGGCGAUAUUAAAUUUAAUGAGGUGAAUUUCACCUAUCCAGUUCGCCAAGAUGUACAAAUUUUAAAGAACCUAUCACUAGUAGCUCGUGCUGGUGAAACGACUGCUUUAGUAGGCUCAAGUGGUUCUGUUGGGGAACGUGGUAUUCAGUUAAGUGGUGGUGAAAAACAGCGAAUAGCAUUGGCUCGUGCUCUUAUUAAGCACCCUUCUAUCUUGUUGUUAGAUGAAGCAACAAGUGCACUUGAUAAUGCCAGUGAAAAAAUUGUUCAAGAAGCACUCGAUCGGGCAAGUCAAGGUUGA